CACCCACAAACCUCUCAUUUGUAGGAGGGAAGAGAAGGGAAAAGAAAAAUGGCAGCGUCCCUUCAUGUAGCGGCUACGCUGAGGCAGCCGACUAAGGCCGGCUUGCCAGCUAAGACAGGCCUGCAGCUGAAAUCUUCUCCGAGCGUUUGCAAGGCUUUUGGAUACGACCCAGCUGGGGCCAGACUCACUUGCUCCCUCCAAACUCAUGUCAAGGAUUUGGCUCAAAAGUGCGCCGAUGCCGCCAAGAUUGCCGGCUUCGCUCUCGCCACCUCCGCCUUCCUUGUCUCGGGAGCAGGUGCUGAGGGAGUUCCGAAGCGGCUAACAUAUGACGAAAUCCAAAGCAAGACAUACAUGGAAGUGAAAGGAACCGGAACUGCAAACCAGUGCCCCACCAUCGAUGGAGGCGUGGAUUCCUUUGCCUUCAAAACAGGCAGUUACAACAUGAAGAAGUUCUGCUUAGAGCCCACUUCAUUCACUGUAAAAGCCGAAGGCGUCAGCAAGAACGCCCCAGCUGAGUUCCAAAACACCAAGCUAAUGACUCGCUUGACCUACACCCUCGACGAGAUCGAAGGUCCCUUCGAGGUGUCCUCUGACGGAACCGUCAAAUUCAUUGAGAAAGACGGCAUCGACUACGCCGCCGUCACUGUCCAGCUUCCCGGUGGCGAGCGUGUCCCAUUUCUAUUCACCAUCAAACAGUUAGUGGCAUCGGGUAAGCCGGAGAAUUUUGGUGGAGAAUUCUUGGUCCCCUCGUAUCGGGGCUCAUCUUUCUUGGACCCAAAGGGCAGAGGUGGGUCGACCGGUUAUGACAAUGCCGUGGCCUUGCCGGCCGGAGGAAGAGGAGACGAGGAGGAGCUAAAAAAGGAGAAUAUAAAGGACGCAUCAUCUUCCACCGGGAAGAUCACAUUAAGCAUAACCAAAAGCAAACCGGAGAGUGGAGAAGUGAUUGGAGUGUUUGAGAGUAUACAGCCUUCUGAUACUGAUUUGGGGGCUAAGGUUCCCAAGGAUGUGAAAAUCCAAGGGGUCUGGUACGCCCAGCUUGAGUAGAAGGAAUUUGAAGUGUAUAGAUUGCACACUGCUUUGCCCUCCCCUUUGAAAUUGACUCAUCCUGCUUCCUAUCUCUGCCAUACUCCACAUAGUUGAAUUGUUAAAUGUUCGUUACUCUUACACGCCAAUGCAUCUCUGGGCAAACCUCCAUUUUGAAGGCUAUAAUUGUUGUUCGGAAAUCAGGUUUUGCUAAAUGGUUCUAUUACAUCCAUUGCUUAGUUAAUUUCUAUUUAAGCCUUCAUACUGAGAGGCAACAAUGGAAAUCUUUUAGUUGGAUUAUCACA
Molecule: messenger RNA, 1328 nt
Organism: Vitis riparia (riverbank grape)
Lineage: Eukaryota; Viridiplantae; Streptophyta; Magnoliopsida; Vitales; Vitaceae
Product: oxygen-evolving enhancer protein 1, chloroplastic-like
Exons: 2
Coding region: 49-1044 (331 amino acids)
Biological process (GO): photosystem II stabilization; photosystem II assembly
Cellular component (GO): photosystem II oxygen evolving complex
Molecular function (GO): oxygen evolving activity
Source: RefSeq, a predicted model, not a curated record